UCUCAUUCCCUUAUUCUCUGCUUUUUAAGCAUUCUCAUCAGUUUCAGACUACCCUUCCCCUCUCUUCUCUUUCUCUGCAAACCGACUCUGCUGCUACCACAAUCUUUGAAGUCCAAAUCAAAUGGCCGCAACAGAAUCAAAAGCAGAAGCUAAAGAGGUGGAGCAACAUUCAGAACCUCUCACAGGCAAGAUCACUACGUUGAGAGUCUCCAUUCACUGCGAAGGCUGCAAGAGAAAAGUGAAGAAAAUUUUACAGAGCGUAUAUGGUGUUGAUGACAUAAACAUUGAUUUGAGGCAACACAAAGUGGUGGUAACAGGGAACGUUGACAGCUACACUUUGAUUAAGAGAUUGACAAAGGCAGGGAAGCACGCAGAGUUAUGGCCGGAGAAAGCAGAGUCGAAAAAGAAGAAAGAAAAACCUGCAGAAAACAGAGAGAAACAGAGUGAUCCAGAAAGCAGGGAAGAAACCACCCAAAGCGGAGAACACCAUGAAGAAACCGUUAAAGUCGUUGACGCAUCAAAAAACGUUGAAGCCGCCACCACCGCCGUUAAAAACAGCGACGGUUGCGGUGGGGUUAACGUUAACAAAGCUAAUGAAGGAGGUGUAACCGGCAAACCCGGUGUGCAGUUUCAAGAACCGAAGGCAGCGGAGGUGAGGCAAACCGUGGUGUUACCGGCGGGACCGGUGACCGGGAAGAAGGUCAGCGUGGCUGUGCAAGUUCCUCAGGAAAUUGAAGCACCGGGGAAUGAACAAAUUGGCGGCGGCGGUGGUGGUGGUAGCACCGGAGAGAAAAAGAAGAAAAAGAAAGGGAAAGCAAAAGUGAAUAGCAACAACGGCAAUGAGGGUGUUGCUGCUGUUACAGCUGAACACCCUGGUGGUGGUGAAGCGGCAGCUACCGGUGGUUUGGGUAACCGGUCAAAAGGUCAAGGCCAUGUCCAUGUCCCGGGACCUACAACUUCGGUUCCAAUUUCAAGACCAGCCAAUGAGAGUCCUCCACAUCAUCACAUGUACCCACCUGACAAUGUGAGUGCUCCACGUCAUCACAUGUAUCCACCACAUUACUAUGCUCCCCCUCAGCCGGCUCCGGUUUAUACCAUGAGCUACCACACGACGCAUCCUAGUAGCAGCAGCGGCUAUGGUGCGGCGUAUUAUGCACCUCCACAACCGUAUUCAUAUGCCCACGUGGUGCAUCCGGGGAAUGAAAUGGAGCCUCCACCGUAUACCUACGAAUCAGAAUCGUAUGCCUCAUCACAGCCGUCGGAAUCAUUCGAAUACUUUAGUGAUGAAAAUCCUAAUGCGUGUUCGGUCAUGUGAUGUGGUGUUGAGCACAAUCAUUCUAUUGUUGAAGUGCUUUUUGGUCUUUUUUCACACAUACAACUUGUAUGAGCAUUGAGGUAAUUUUGUAAUGCCUGUAGAUAUAGGGGAAUAUUAUCAAAAGCUUCAAAAAGCAGAGUUAGGAAAAGGAACACAAUUUGUUUGCUUUGAAUUGAACAAAUGAAAAGUUGGGGAGGACAA
Lotus japonicus is the source of this 1516-nucleotide messenger RNA. RefSeq names its product heavy metal-associated isoprenylated plant protein 35-like. NCBI's taxonomy places the organism in Eukaryota, Viridiplantae, Streptophyta, Magnoliopsida, Fabales, Fabaceae. Gene Ontology annotation, molecular function: metal ion binding. The coding region runs from base 122 to 1315 and encodes 397 amino acids. The record is from RefSeq and is a predicted model, not a curated record. The transcript has 3 exons.